AUGACUGUAGGGGAGUAUGCUGCAAAAUUUCAAGAGUUGAUGAAGUACUGGCCCCACUACCAGCAUGGAGAUGGAGAGGAUGACCUGUGUUCUCUGUUUGAGCAUAGAUUGAGGCCAGACAUUAAAGUUGCAGCCAACUCAGAAGGCAAAACCGUGGACACUAGAAGGAGUGGUCCAAUGAGGCAUGAUAGAAGACCCCCUAGAUUUUCGAAGGGACCAUAUUCAGGCUCAAGCAAGUCUCACUCUAGAGGAAGUUCAUCCCAAGAGAAGAGUAGCAGUGGGAGUGGUUUUGGUACUAGCUCUUUCAGAGGGCAGAUUAAAUGUUUUCGGUGUGGAAGGCCACACAUGCUGAGGGAUUGUCCACAUCCAAGAACAAACUGCAGAAAUUGUGGGAAGUUGGGACACAUUGCCAAUGUGUGUUGGUCCCUAAAGAGAAGCGGCAGUACGAGCUCAGCUCAGAGACCUGAAUCUAGUGGGAGUACUGGGCCGAGCACUGGGCCGAAGCCGAGCAUACCAGGAAGAGUCUUUGCUAUGAGUGGAGCGGAGGCAUCACGGUCUGAGGAGCUGAUCUGGAGUAAAUGCACUAUUAAGGGUCGAUUGUUGGAUGUGUUGUUUGACUCGGGUGCUACGCACUCCUUUAUUUCUGCGGAUUGUGUGAAGAGUCUAAAUUUGUAUGUGACUGAAUUGUCGUGUAACGUCAUAGUGACUACCCCUACGGGUAAACUGGUUGUGACGUCGUGGGUAUGCUUGGGAUGCGCAAUCAUGGUGCAUGGUAGGGAGUUUGAGGUAGACUUGAUUUGUUUGCCUCUUUCUCAGUUAAAUGUAAUAUCCGUCUGUAAAUAG
Abrus precatorius (Indian licorice) is the source of this 843-nucleotide messenger RNA. RefSeq lists its product as uncharacterized. Gene Ontology annotation, molecular function: nucleic acid binding; zinc ion binding. The record is from RefSeq and is a predicted model, not a curated record. The transcript has 2 exons. NCBI's taxonomy places the organism in Eukaryota, Viridiplantae, Streptophyta, Magnoliopsida, Fabales, Fabaceae. Bases 1 to 843 code for a protein of 280 amino acids.